Austrofundulus limnaeus is the source of this 2294-nucleotide messenger RNA. RefSeq names its product terminal nucleotidyltransferase 4A (gene tent4a). Lineage: Eukaryota; Metazoa; Chordata; Actinopteri; Cyprinodontiformes; Rivulidae. Gene Ontology annotation, biological process: polyadenylation-dependent ncRNA catabolic process; RNA 3'-end processing. Gene Ontology annotation, cellular component: nucleolus; TRAMP complex. The record is from RefSeq and is a predicted model, not a curated record. Gene Ontology annotation, molecular function: mRNA binding; poly(A) RNA polymerase activity.
UGUUGGGGGGGAGGGGGGUUACCAGAGAGAGAAGUUGAAUGGAUCCGAGGGUAGCUUGGAUUCAGCCCGAACAGAAAGGACCUGCGAACGCCUUAUGGAUGCACGUCUGGGAGACCUCUCAGGGAGCGGGGACGCUCUCCGCUCGGCAGCUCCACGGCCCGGCGUUCGUCGGCUAUGCGGCACUGGAUGUUUUAAAAAAUGUGGCGACCGCAGUUGCAUCGAGCAAAACGAGCAACGGCAGCAGCCAGCAUCACAGCAUCCCUCCACAGAGCGGUAGCGGCACGGCGAUCCCCAGGCAGGGGACAGCCGCGUCCGGGACCGCGCACAACUCCUUCACGACGGGGAACGUCGCGGAGCCGACAGGGGAGGAGAAGAUCCUGCCCCAAAGGAAGACGGGCUACGUCUCCUCGUCUUCCCAGGAAUCCGAGACGGAGCGCUCUGCUACUCCUUCGGGCUGCUCGCUUGAGAGGACUACGGGGGGGACUGUGACGGGCAACUUUAAUAAAAACGGGAGCACGCUCUUCUGCUCGAGGGACAGCAGCGUGGAGAGUAACGUGGACCUUUGUCACCACCAACACGCAGAGGAACACCCAGCUUUAAAUUUACCGCAGGUCUGUGGGAAGCGUCACCAGCAGCAGGUCCCCCCCUCCGCACACGGUAAUCCCUCACACAAUCACCACCCGGGCAGAAGGAAAAGUGACAAUAAGGCGAGCACGUAUGGGGCAAAUUACUGGCUUUCGAACUGCACUAAUGGCAACUGUGGGAACACCUGGACGCCGUGGAAGACGAGGACGUACAAGCCUGGGGUUCUCGGACUUCACGAGGAGGUGGUGGAUUUCUACAACUUCAUGUCUCCUCGGCCCGAAGAGGCAGCGAUGAGGAAGGAGGUAGUGACGCGAAUAAAGAAGAUCAUCAAUGAGCUGUGGCCCAAAGCGGAUGUUCAGAUAUUUGGCAGCUUCAGCACAGGGCUGUACCUUCCAACCAGUGACAUCGACCUGGUUGUGUUUGGAAACUGGGAGCGACCCCCACUGCAAGAGCUGGAACAGGCGCUUCGUGAACACAACAUGGCAGAACCUGAUUCCAUUAAAGUGUUGGACAAAGCUACAGUACCAAUCAUCAAACUGACUGACCAAGAGACUGAGGUGAAAGUGGAUAUCUGUUUCAACAUGAAUUCUGGAGUGAAGGCAGCUAGCUUCAUUAAAGACUACUUAAAGGAGUACCCGGUUCUGCCUUACCUGAUCUUUGUACUGAAGCAGUUCCUGCUGCAGAGAGAUCUGAAUGAAGUCUUCACUGGGGGCAUUAGCUCCUACAGCCUCAUCCUUAUGGUCAUUAGUUUCCUACAGCUUCAUCCUCGUAUUGAUGCCAGAAUCCCCAACCAGAACCUGGGCAUGUUACUGAUCGAGUUCUUUGAGUUGUACGGCCGCCAGUUCAACUACUUGAAAACAGCAAUUCGCCUCACAAAUGGAGGCGCAUACGUAUCGAAAGACGAAAUGAUGAAGGCCAUGACCAAUGGAAACAGGCCGUCUAUGCUCUGUAUAGAGGACCCACUGGUUCCAGGCAAUGAUGUGGGGAGGGGUUCUUAUGGUGCCAUACAAGUCAAGCAGGCGUUUGACUAUGCCUACAUUGUGCUGAGUCAUGCUGUGUCACCGCUCGCAAGGUCCUAUCCCAACAAAGACUGUGAAAGCACGUUGGGGAGGAUCAUCCGGCUGACCCAGGAAGUCAUCAAGUACAGGGAAUGGAUCAUUAGGAAGUGGGGGGGCAAGGAUUCACCGCCGACGGACAACAGAGUGUUGUUUCCCAGAGAGCCAGUUUCCAACCAGGAGCCCUGUGAGCCUGGUGGUGGGGGUUCAGAAGAGCAGCAACGGGACUCUGUGUCGCCUCACAGUGCUGACUCCCCCAUGUCCAUCUCCAGCCCUCAGCAGCACUCAUCAGACUCAUCUGUGUCUUCACUGUCUGGAUCAGACAACGACUCGGAUUCAGCAGUGCCAUGCCCCCUCCCUCCACCAACCUUACCAGCAUAUGUGUCCUUCCCUCCUCUUGGCUUAGCCUUAGCACCAGGCCUCAACAUGGCAACCGGAAAGCACGGCAUGGGAGGACACCAUCUGCUACUUCCUCCAGGUUCACAGGCUCAUGUGUCACUGCCCGGAGGUCUAGCACUGCACUCCAUGCCUGGCAGACAGGUGUCUAUGGACACUGGGCAACCUCCCUUCUUCCACCUGCCGCCCCCAGCCCACGUGCCUGUCCCUUCAAGCCCCCAGCCUCCGCCCAGUCCCCACUCCAGCCACACACACAAG